Messenger RNA from Rotaria sp. Silwood2, 216 nucleotides. The record is from the annotation of a GenBank genome assembly. Lineage: Eukaryota; Metazoa; Rotifera; Eurotatoria; Philodinida; Philodinidae.
AUGGUGUAUUCUCGUUCAUUUGAAGAACAUCUCAAUCAUCUUACACAAGUAUUAUCUGCCUUAUCCAAACAUAAUUUUCAAAUUAACCUCACCAAAUGUAGUAUUUUUCAUCAACAAAUUGAUUAUUUAUCUCAUACGAUAACUGAACAUGGUGUUAAACAGGCUGAUGAAAAAAUUCAAGCUAUUAUUAAACUACGGGAACCAUCGAUACAUUAG